Messenger RNA from Parnassius apollo (apollo), 1833 nucleotides. The record is from the annotation of a GenBank genome assembly. Lineage: Eukaryota; Metazoa; Arthropoda; Insecta; Lepidoptera; Papilionidae.
AUGGCAGUGUUGUGGUUUUUGUUUGUGAUACUUAAAGCUGGGAAAGCGUUGGAGUUAUCAAAUGAGCAGUACCAUCAGAUGCCAAAGCUGUUUCAGCUGGAUGACUACGAGAAGUGCCUUGCGAAUCGACGCGGUGCCUUCUGCCUCGGUAGCUUCAACCUUGUAGCACCGCCUAAUAACCGCUUGUUUAAUGUCAUUCAGAAAUUCUCUGAAGAACGCUACAGCUUCAAUCACACACGAAUCCACCGGGGCUUCUGCAUUUCAUCAAGAUGUUCAGACGUCGACGAGGUUUCACUAAAUAGAAAGUUCGUGAAGUGCGUCAAAAACCAUACCCAAAAGUAUUAUGGCUUCGAUGCAAAACUUUCGUCUCUCGACUAUUGCAAGACAAAUAAAACACCACCUUCGAGACCAAUUGACGGUCUUGAUAUAGCGUUUAUUUAUUUCUGCGGAAUUAUACUGUUAAUGAAUGUGAUUGGAACUAUUUACGACUUCACACGCAACCUUGACCACAAACCUAACCGGUAUUUGAUAACUUGGUCCUUAGCUGAAAGCUGGAAACGACUGACAAAUCCGUAUGAAAGUGGAGACCAAAGGCUUACGUCUUUUAGUCCUAUCAAUGGAAUAAAAGCAAUUUCUCUGUGUUUCGUUGUGCUGUCACAUUCUGUCCUGGCAUUCUACGUCUCAUACCUCCGAAAUCCUCAGUUCGUGGAGUACUCGAGUCGACACCCACUAAGCACGCUGUUUCAAAACGGAACUGUGAUCGUACAGACGUUUAUAAUGCUGUCCAGUUUUCUACUUGCCUACAACCUGUUGAUCGACAGUGAAAAAGACCCAAAAGGCCUUAGACUUCGCUCACUACCACGUGUUUUCUUCAAUCGUAUUGCAAGAAUUACGCCAUUGAAUGGUUUUAUGGUUGUCUUAAUGGCAACUUGGUGGCGACACAUGGGCGACGGUCCACUGUGGAUACCAUUAGUUGAGGCGGAGUGUGCACAAUGCAGGAACAAGUGGUGGGCGCAUGUCCUGUAUAUCAACAACUUCAUGGAACCGGAAAAAAAGUGCCUGAUACAAACAUGGUUUCUCGCGGUGGACAUGCAACUUUAUGUAUUGGCGGGCUUUCUGACUGUCACCUUGGGCCGGUCACCGCGCAGAGCUAUCAAGGUCCUAAGCUGUCUUCUCGUUUGCGUGAUCGUUGCCAAUUUUGUUAUCGCCUACAACUGGAACUUGAAGACAAUGCUCUUCCACAUGUAUCCUGAAGAGAUCCGAAACCAGUUCGCUGGUGAGCCUUCUUUCAACUUCUUGUAUACGGCUCCAUGGAGCAACCUACCUACCUCACUGAUUGGAGUUUUUGCUGCCAUCCUCCUUUACUAUUGGCAGCAGGUCAAUUUCAAGCCCGGAGAGAGUUUGAUCUUUCGUAUACUGUAUCGAUGCUCCGUGCCAUCCAUAUUUAUUUGGCUCCUAUCAGGAUACUUCGUAAAGGACAUCAGUUCACCGAUCGGCAUUGCUGCGCACGCAGCACUAGAACGACCAGUGUUUUCUCUUAUUAUCGUCGUAGCUUUGCUUGGAUUUAUAAACAAAGUCGAUAGUCUAUGGUGGCAGUUUCUGUCGUGGGAUGGCUGGCGACCACUCAGUCGCAUGUCGCUACCCAUUUUGCUCGUGCAUUGGAGCUACAAUCUUACACAAAUUGCUCUGAAUACGAACCUUACAGAAAUGUCUAUAUUCGCAGUUAGUGGGCACUGGCUCCUGACUUUAGCCUUGACUUAUGUAACAUCUCUGCCGCUGCAUCUUCUCAUCGAAGUGCCUAUGAUGCAGUUUUUCAAGGCGCUCUUUUCUUAA